AUGGCACCUCUCACACCCAUGACCCUCUCUUCACUCAAAGUGUCAAAACAUCAUAUUCCAGCUUAUCAGAACUUCCCCAACACCUCACUUCGUCCUUACCCAUUUAUGAUCUACCAUUCAGCUUAUCCUUCGUCCCUUUCGCCAACCUCCGUGGAACAGCACAUAUCUUCCAUGGGUAUAGUCAAGCCCGCAUGGAGAUAUACGAUGUACGGACAGCAUCAUUAUCAUUCGACCGUCGACGAGGUACUGGUCGUUGUUGAUGGUUCAGCAAGAUUAUGUUUCGGUGGAUCAGUAUCUAACCCUCACAAGGUAGAGAUAGAAGUGGGAAAAGGGGAUGUGAUGAUCGUCCCUGCUGGCGUUGGACAUGCACUAACAGAAGAUAAAGGAUCGUUUGAGAUGGUUGGAAGUUAUCCGAAAGAAAGUGAUAAUUGGGAUAUGUGUACGGGAGAAUCAGAUGAGAAAGAUAAGAAUUGGGAUAAUAUUAGGAAAUUGAAGUGGUUGAAGGGUGAUCCAGUUUAUGGCGAUCAAGGACCGGUGGUGGAUGUGGGAAAAGAGGGGAAGUGA
This is a messenger RNA of Kwoniella botswanensis, 564 nucleotides long. RefSeq lists its product as uncharacterized. The record is from RefSeq and is a predicted model, not a curated record. Bases 1 to 564 code for a protein of 187 amino acids. The transcript has a single exon. Lineage: Eukaryota; Fungi; Basidiomycota; Tremellomycetes; Tremellales; Cryptococcaceae.